UGACAAGGUUUAGUCAGUUGAUCGUUUCAACCGCGAAUGUAGAUCCCUCAUUGCGCGGGUGCCUUCUGACAGCGGUGACCAGGCCCCGCAAGGAACUAUGACGGUUUUACGGUGUUGCUUCAGCAGAGAGGGAAGUGUUGCAUCCACGUGAAUCCUAUAAGUACGCAGACACCGUACAAAAAUGAAUGCGAGUUGGUUGAUCGAUGUCAUAUUGAUAACUUUCACUUAACUACACCGUAUGAUUUUUACGUACGCACGUGUGCAUCGAAUUUUGAAGCAUCAUAUUCUACUACAACUUUCUCCAAACUCAAUUAGCAUAACACGGAAAUAUUGAUUCAAAAGGAUAUUCUUUUGCGUUAAAAAUAGUGGAUUAAAGCAUUGCAGAAACGCAUCGAGAAACGCAAAUAUAUCUGCGUCGCAGUUGAAGCAGAUACAUUCACAAAUUAUUCCGUUUAUCCCUCAUUUGCACAUCCUUUUAGCACAUUUGGUCUAAUUUUGAAUCGUACAUCGGAAGAAAUGUGGACCUACCUCGCCUUUGUAGUUGUUAUCUACAUUAUAUACGCGUUGAAGAAUUACAUCAGAAUCCUCAAAUUUAUCUUCACCCUCAAUGGACCGAAAACAGUGCCCAUUCUUGGCAACGCAAACGCUGUUCUCGAAGGAAAUCUGAUGCAAAGGAUGACAAAUGAGGCGCAGAGUUACGGUCGCGUUUUUCGAAUAUGGUUGACACUUCUGCCGUACGUUGUGCUCGUCGAGCCGAAGGACAUCCAAAUGGUGCUCAGCAGCAUGAAGCACACGCGGAAGAUAUUUUUCUACAAGCUGCUCGAUAACUUUUUGGGCAAAGGUCUAGUUACGCGGGAUGUCGACAAGUGGAAGGUACAUCGGAGAAUCUUGCAACCGGCCUUCCAUCGCCACGUACUCGAGAGAUUCGCUGGAACGUUCAGCGAGUGCGCCGAUCGCUUAGUCGACAAGCUGCUCGAGAAGGACGGGAAAGAUAUAAACGUCACCGUGUUCGUCAAUAACUCGGUCUAUGAUAUACUGAUCGAGACGAUUCUGGGCACAUCGGCGAGUCAAAGAAGCAACGACAGUGAAGACGACACGCCAUUCAGAAAGGGCCAAGUUAUGGUGCCGUAUAGAUUUGCACGACCGUGGUUGCUAAUCGACUGGAUUUACCGAUUGACAGCAGCUGGGAAAUCGGAGGAACAACAGCAGAAGGAUCUGUUCGACUUUUGCUUCCAAAAAAUGAAGGAGAAGCGCGAGUUCCUGCAAAAGAACGGUUCCCUUAUCACUGACAGCACGCCUAAAAAGACAUCCCUGCUUGAGUACAUGGUCGAGAUCAAUGAAAAGAAUCCUCGGUUCACUGAGCGAGAUAUUAUCGAGGAAUGUUGCACUUUCAUGCUGGCUGGCCAGGACUCGGUCGGCACCGCUACCGCGAUGACGCUUUUCCUUCUGGCGAAUAAUCCCAAAUGGCAGGAAAGAUGCGUCGCGGAAUUGAAUGAGAUUUUUGGCGACGACAGAAGAUCACCAACCAUGCAAGAUCUCAGAGAGAUGAAAUGUUUGGACAUGUGUAUCAAGGAAUCUCUGAGGUUGUAUCCUAGCGUGCCGCUUUUCGCCAGGACACUCGGGGAGGACGUGAGAUUAGGAAAGCAUGUAAUACCAGCUGGUUGUGGCGUGUUUAUAGCGCCAUAUUGUACGCACCGCUUGCCUCAUCAUUUUCCUGAUCCCCACGAUUUUAAACCGGAGCGUUUUAGCCCUGAAAACUCCGAGAGAAGACAUCCCUACGCUUACAUACCAUUUAGCGCCGGACCUCGUAAUUGCAUCGGAAACAAAUUCGCCACACUCGAGAUGAAAUCGGUCAUCAGCGCCAUUCUAAAGAAGUGUCGAUUAGAGCCGAUCCUUGGCAAAGAGAAGGUGAUAGCCAAAUUUCGAAUGACGGUCAGAGCACACGGUGGACUUUGGGUCAAAGUGAGAGCGCGUGAUAAGCAAUACGAAUCGAAACAAUUGAAUUAAUUAACUAUUUCCGGUUUUACGAACUACAAAUAGCGAUUAUAAUAAUGAUAUUUCAAAGAUUAAUAAUAAUUUAAUGGAAACAAAAAGUAACUAUAACUCUAUGUUACUUCAGCGUUGAAGAAAAACGAAAUUUGUCAAUGCAUUUAGCGUUUCUAGCAUAGAAAUACUUUGAUAGCGCGGUUUAAAUAAGUCAUAUAGAAAUCCUUUUUCUGUAUAAGCAAAAAAUGAAAAGAAAACAUUGCAAACACUAUGUCACAAAUCAUAAAAAUCGCUUUUUGACUAUCAUUGUUCUAAAUUGUUGGAACGAAUAAGUUUACAGAUGACUGAAAUUACGAGAAUAUCAUAUCAUUAAAUUAAUCUUUUUUUUAGUGUUUGUUAACUCUUUUAAAUAGAUAUAGAUGUAAACAUUGAGAAAUGCGACAAACAUGUGUACCGACAUGUAAAACUUUGCAGCAAACAUCUUAAAAUUGCGUUAAAUAAAAAGUACGUAUAAUUAUGUA
Temnothorax curvispinosus is the source of this 2507-nucleotide messenger RNA. RefSeq names its product probable cytochrome P450 4aa1. The coding region runs from base 517 to 2007 and encodes 496 amino acids. The record is from RefSeq and is a predicted model, not a curated record. The transcript has 9 exons. Gene Ontology annotation, molecular function: monooxygenase activity; oxidoreductase activity, acting on paired donors, with incorporation or reduction of molecular oxygen; iron ion binding. NCBI's taxonomy places the organism in Eukaryota, Metazoa, Arthropoda, Insecta, Hymenoptera, Formicidae.